UGACAUGGAGCAGCGGAAGUGACCUGAGGAGCCGUCGCAGCGGUGCCCAGGAUGGGCUGCGUGCCCUGCAAAGAGAAGGGGGCUGGCAAAGGGCAGGCAGGGGGCGAGGGGGGCUCCCUCCAGCCCCCUGCCUCCCAGUACGACCCCGACCCCACCCAGCCCGGGGCCAUCUUCACCCGCAUCCCCGACUUCAACAACUUCCAGGGGCCCGUGGUGCCCCCGGCCCCGUCCUUGGCGGAGCCGGGCAGCUUCACCUCCGGCGUGCUGCCAGCACGGACCGGGGGCAUCGCAGGCGGGGGGGUGACACUCUUCAUCGCCCUGUACGACUAUGAGGCCAGGACGGAGGAUGACCUGACAUUCCAGAAAGGGGAGAAAUUCCACAUCAUCAACAACACGGAGGGGGACUGGUGGGAGGCGAGGUCACUGAGCUCGGGUGCCACGGGCUACAUCCCCAGCAACUACGUGGCCCCUGUGGACUCCAUCCAGGCAGAAGAGUGGUACUUUGGGAAGAUCGGGCGCAAAGAUGCAGAGCGGCAGCUCCUGUGCCACGGCAACUCCAGAGGCACCUUCCUCAUUCGGGAGAGUGAGACCACGAAAGGUGCCUACUCCCUCUCCAUCCGGGACUGGGAUGAGGCCAAGGGAGACCACGUGAAGCACUAUAAGAUUCGGAAACUGGAUAGCGGGGGGUACUACAUCACCACCCGUGCCCAGUUCAACACGGUCCAGCAGCUGGUCCAGCACUACAUAGAGCGGGCGGCCGGGCUGUGCUGCCGCCUGGCCGUGCCGUGCCACAAGGGAACCCCCAAACUGGCCGACCUCUCAGUCAAAACCAAAGACGUGUGGGAGAUCCCCCGCGAGUCCCUCCAGCUCCUCAAGAAGCUGGGAAAUGGGCAGUUCGGGGAAGUCUGGAUGGGCACAUGGAAUGGCACCACGAAGGUGGCGGUGAAGACGCUGAAGCCAGGGACAAUGUCCCCCGAGGCCUUCCUGGAGGAGGCUCAGAUCAUGAAGAGACUGCGGCACGACAAGCUGGUGCAGCUCUACGCCGUGGUGUCGGAGGAGCCCAUCUACAUCGUCACAGAGUUCAUGAGCCAGGGCAGCUUGUUGGAUUUCCUGAAGGAUGGGGACGGUCGCUACCUGAAGCUGCCCCAGCUGGUGGACAUGGCUGCCCAGAUCGCGGCGGGCAUGGCGUACAUCGAGCGGAUGAACUACAUCCACCGGGAUCUCCGCGCUGCCAACAUCCUGGUGGGAGAUAACCUCGUCUGCAAGAUCGCUGACUUCGGCCUCGCUCGCCUCAUCGAGGACGAUGAGUACACGGCACGGCAGGGUGCCAAGUUCCCCAUCAAGUGGACGGCUCCAGAGGCUGCGCUUUUUGGGAGGUUCACCAUCAAGUCAGAUGUCUGGUCCUUUGGCAUCCUUCUGACUGAGCUGGUGACCAAAGGCCGGGUGCCCUACCCAGGGAUGAACAACCGUGAGGUGCUGGAGCAGGUGGAGCGGGGGUACCGCAUGCAGUGCCCUGGGAGCUGCCCCCCAUCCCUGCACGAGGUGAUGGUGCAGUGCUGGAAGAGGGAGCCUGAGGAGCGCCCCACCUUCGAGUACCUCCAGUCCUUCCUCGAGGACUAUUUCACUGCCACCGAGCCCCAGUACCAGCCCGGGGACAACCAGUGACCCAGGCUGGCACCCCCAGCAAGCUCUGGGGUGGCUUUGGGGUGAAUCUCCUUUUUUCUCUAGAGGUGGUUGCUUCCUUUGGCUGUGCCCCCACAAAAUG
Cinclus cinclus is the source of this 1765-nucleotide messenger RNA. RefSeq names its product FGR proto-oncogene, Src family tyrosine kinase (gene FGR). The record is from RefSeq and is a predicted model, not a curated record. The coding region runs from base 52 to 1665 and encodes 537 amino acids. Gene Ontology annotation, cellular component: extrinsic component of cytoplasmic side of plasma membrane. The transcript is spliced from 12 exons. Gene Ontology annotation, molecular function: non-membrane spanning protein tyrosine kinase activity; ATP binding; signaling receptor binding. Lineage: Eukaryota; Metazoa; Chordata; Aves; Passeriformes; Cinclidae. Gene Ontology annotation, biological process: cell surface receptor protein tyrosine kinase signaling pathway; protein phosphorylation; cell differentiation.